Messenger RNA from Plasmodium gaboni, 648 nucleotides. RefSeq lists its product as hypothetical. Gene Ontology annotation, biological process: tRNA splicing, via endonucleolytic cleavage and ligation; tRNA-type intron splice site recognition and cleavage. Gene Ontology annotation, cellular component: tRNA-intron endonuclease complex. Gene Ontology annotation, molecular function: nucleic acid binding; tRNA-intron lyase activity. NCBI's taxonomy places the organism in Eukaryota, Apicomplexa, Aconoidasida, Haemosporida, Plasmodiidae. The transcript has a single exon. The coding region runs from base 1 to 648 and encodes 215 amino acids. The record is from RefSeq and is a predicted model, not a curated record.
AUGAAAAUUAUAUAUGAAUUUAAAAAAGAAUAUUAUGAAAUUAUAUUAAAUGAAAAUAAUGCUGACGAUAAUGUAAUUGAUUUGUUUGAAAAAAAUAUUAAUAAAUGUAAUAUCGAAAUAAAACCCAAUGAUGAUAUAAAUUCAGACUUUCUUGAUUUUGAUCAAUUUAAGAUGUUGAAUAUUGAAAAAAAAAAUGAGGAUAAAGAAGAUGCAGAUAGUAUAAAAGAUUUUCUAGAUAAAGAGCCAUAUAACAAUUUUAUUGAUAAAUUAAACGAUAAUUUAUAUAAUGAAUCAUGUUAUAAAACAGACGAUGAAAUAUGUAAUCAAAUAAAUAAUCCAUUUGAUAAUACAUAUAGCAAUGAAUUAGUUAUAAAAUAUAAAGAAUAUUUUGAAGAGAAUUCUUUUAUUGUAAAAAAGGGAGAUAUUUAUGGAGCUGAUUUCUUAUUAUAUAUAACAGAACAGAAAUAUGCGCAUUCAUUGUAUGCUGUUUAUAUUAUAUAUAAGCAUUACAUAUUAAGAGAUCUCAUUAGAAUAUUACGAGUAUCACAUCAUAUAAAAAAAAAGGUUAUUUUGAUAUUGUGGAAUGAUUUAAAUUGUUUUAAUAUUUCUGAUACUCUUGUAUAUAUCAAAUCAUAUAAAUAUAAAUAA